Mangifera indica (mango) is the source of this 4712-nucleotide messenger RNA. RefSeq names its product ABC transporter C family member 13. Gene Ontology annotation, cellular component: membrane. The coding region runs from base 17 to 4465 and encodes 1482 amino acids. Lineage: Eukaryota; Viridiplantae; Streptophyta; Magnoliopsida; Sapindales; Anacardiaceae. Gene Ontology annotation, molecular function: ATP hydrolysis activity; ATP binding; ABC-type transporter activity. The record is from RefSeq and is a predicted model, not a curated record. The transcript has 36 exons. Gene Ontology annotation, biological process: transmembrane transport.
ACUUGUUAAGUGCACGAUGUCGCCAAUGCCAAACCUUGCCAUCCACAUACCUUCUUCAAAAUUGCUUUCAUUCGUUUCGCACUCUCUCUGCAUUAACGAAAUUAUGGAUUUUAUUUGCCCUAAUUCUCCCUCUGUAUGGAAUGGAAAUAAAUUCUCCAAGUGUUUUGAUGACAUGGUUUUUGGCUUUGGAGCAAAUAUGAUCACGAUUCUUAUGAUUUCUGUUAUUGGAAUCGCUCAAAGGAAUGCCAGAGGAAACCAGAGAGUAAACUUUAUAGAAAAGGUUGUUUUGUAUUUUCUACCGCUCCUUGGAGCAUGUUUGUCAUCUGUGGACAUAAUUUUGCUUCUGAAGGAAAGACUUCACAGAGAAUUUUUGUAUCAUGACUGGCUUUUCCGAUGUUCUCAGUUUGCUGUGUGGAUGAUUAUCAUACUCUUCUCAAGGUGUGCCUCUUUUCACUACAUAUUUUGCAACUAUAUCCUAUGUUUCUGGUGGAUUGUAAAGCCAGUAACAGGAAUUCUUCAUCUGCAAGGAGUUUUUUCUUCAUUGGAGGUUUGGGAAUGUCUAAAAGAGAGUUUUAUUGUGUUAUUGGAUAUAAUGUUUGGCAUUUCUAUUAACAUUAUCAGGAUAAGGCGAGCAUCUUCUAAGAGAAGUUCAAUAGAAGAAUCACUUCUUGUUGUUGACAUUGAUGUCGAGGAAGGUUCUAGGGUCUCUGGAUACAAUCAAAGCUAUUGGGAUCUUACCUUUGAAUCUAUCAAUUCUAUGAUGAAUCGUGGAUUGACAAAGCAACUUGAAUUUGAAGAUUUGCUUGAGCUGCCUGUUGAUAUGGAUCCUUCUGCCUGUCAUUAUAACUUUUUAAGCUGCUGGGCAACUCAGGAGAGUGGCAAUCCGUCAUUACUUAGAGCAAUAUGUUGUGCAUAUGGAUACCCAUAUCUUUGUCUGGGAUUGUUAAAGGUGCUCAAUGAUUGCAUCGGCUUUGCUGGACCAUUGCUUCUAAAUAGACUCAUUAAAUUUCUUCAACAAGGUUCUGGGCAUUUGGAUGGCUUUGUUCUUGCAAUAGCUUUGGGUCUUACAUCUAUUCUUAAGUCCUUUCUUGAUACGCAAUAUACUUUUCAUUUGUCAAAGCUGAAGUUCAAAUUACGAUCAAGUAUGAUGACUGUCAUUUAUCAGAAGUGUCUAUAUGUUAGCUUAGCAGAGAGAUCAAAAUUUUCUAGUGGGGAGAUACAGACAUUCAUGUCUGUAGAUGCUGAUCGAAUUGUGAAUUUGGGCCAUAGUUUGAAUGAUAUGUGGAGCCUGCCUUUACAAAUUGGAAUAGCGCUAUAUCUUCUCUAUACACAAGUCAAAUUUGCUUUUGUUUCAGGACUUGCCAUCACCAUUUUACUCAUACCAGUGAAUAAAUGGAUUUCUUCAUUAAUUGCAAAUGCUACAGAGAAAAUGAUGAAGCAAAAGGAUGAAAGGAUUAGAAGGACGGGAGAAAUUUUAACGUAUAUUCGCACUUUAAAGAUGUAUGGCUGGGAGCAUCUAUUUUCUUGCUGGUUGAUGGAGACAAGGUCUUCCGAAGUGAAGCAUCUAUCAACACGAAAGUACUUGGAUGCAUGGUGUGUAUUCUUUUGGGCUACAACACCAACACUUUUUUCUUUGUUCACAUUUGGACUCUUUGUGCUGAUGGGAUAUGAUCUUGAUGCUGCAACGGUCUUCACUUGUCUUGCUUUGUUUAAUAGUUUGAUCUCUCCUCUCAAUUCAUUUCCAUGGGUCAUUAAUGGACUGAUUGAUGCCUUCAUAUCAGCUAGACGGUUAAGCAGGUUCCUCUGUUGUUCUGAUUCCAAAUCUGAAAUGGAACAGAAAGUUAAUUCUCCAUUCUGUUUAUCAAAUAACCAAUAUGAUUCUACCUUUAAAGAUAUGGUAGUCACCAUGCAUGACGCAUCUUGUUCUUGGUCUAGUGGUGAUGAAAAGGAUAGAAAUUUGGUGUUAAAUCAAGUUAAUCUACACCUAACAAAGGGUUCUCUUGUUGCAAUUAUUGGGGAGGUUGGUUCUGGUAAAUCAUCUCUCUUAAAUUCUAUAUUGGGAGAAACUCUGCUUGUGCAUGGAUCGAUACAUUCAACUGGAUCUAUAGCAUAUGUUCCACAGGUCCCCUGGAUUUUGUCGGGAACUAUACGUGAGAAUAUAUUGUUUGGAAAAAAUUAUGAUCCACAAAGAUAUUCUGAUGUAGUAAGGGCAUGUGCAUUUGAUGUUGAUAUCUCAUUAAUGAUUGGAAAUGACAUGGCUUAUAUUGGAGAGAAAGGACUCAACUUAUCUGGUGGACAGAGAGCUCGUCUUGCUUUGGCAAGGGCUAUCUAUCAUGGAGCCGACAUAUAUAUGCUUGACGAUGUCCUCAGUGCAGUUGAUGCACAAGUUGCAAGGUGGAUUUUAUCAAAUGGUAUUAUGGGCCCUCUGAUGUCUCAGAAGACCCGUAUUCUUUGUACCCAUAAUGUUCAGGCAAUAUCUUCUGCUGAUAUGAUUGUUGUAAUGGACAAAGGCCGUGUGACGUGGGUGGGAAAUUCGGAUGAGUUGGCAGUUUCCAUGUAUUCAGGUUUCUCUUCACUGAAUGAAUUUGAUACAUUACACAUCCAAAGAAAAGAAUGCAGCACAAGUACUUGCACUCAAGACAAACCAGAUCAUCUCAAGGAGAUGGAUGUUGUGUCUGUGUUAGAUGGAGCUCAAGACAUCCUUGAAGUUGAGCAGAGAAAAGAGGGUAGAGUUGAACUUAUUGUAUACAAAAAUUAUGCUGCAUUUUGUGGUUGGUUCAUUACACUUGUAAUAUGCCUCUCAGCCAUAUUAAUGCAAGCUUCUCGUAAUGGAAAUGACCUAUGGCUGUCAUAUUGGGUUGAUACAACUGGGAGCAGUGAGACACAAUACUCCACAUCCUUUUACUUGGUCAUCCUUUGCUCCUUUUGUAUCGCAAAUUCAUUUCUUACAUUGUUGAGGGCUUUCUCAUUUGCAUAUGGUGGCUUACAAGCUGCAGUUCAGGCACACAACACGCUGAUCAAUAAAAUCAUUAAUGCUCCUGUUAUAUUCUUUGAUCAGACACCAGGCGGACGAAUACUUAAUAGGUUUUCUUCAGAUCUCUACACAAUUGAUGAUUCUCUUCCAUUUAUCCUCAACGUUCUAGUAGCCAAUUUUGUUGGCCUCUUGGGGAUUGCAGUAAUUUUGUCAUAUGUACAGGUCUUCGUCUUGCUUCUACUUCUACCAUUUUGGUUCAUUUAUAGCAAGCUACAGUUCUUCUACAGGUCAACAUCAAGGGAGCUUCGGAGGCUGGACAGUGUUUCUCGUUCUCCAAUAUAUUCAUCAUUUACUGAGACACUUGAUGGCUCAUCAACUAUAAGGGCUUUCAAGUCUGAGGACUACUUCUUUGCCAAAUUCAAUGAGCAUGUGGCCUUGUAUCAGCGAACUUCUUUUUCAGAGUUGAUAGCUAGUUUAUGGCUUUCCUUGCGCCUUCAGUUGUUAGCAGCAUUUAUCAUCUCAUUUGUUGCAACAAUGGCUGUUAUUGGAUCUCGUGGCAAUUUGCCAAUCAGUUUUGGUACCCCAGGGCUGGUAGGAUUGGCGCUCUCAUAUGCAGCACCAAUUGUUUCUUUGUUGGGGAGUUUCUUGACAAGUUUUACUGAAACAGAGAAGGAAAUGGUUUCAGUUGAGAGAGUUCUUGAGUAUAUGGAUGUGCCUCAAGAAGAACUCAGUGGACACCAGCCUCUGAGUACAGAUUGGCCACUUCAUGGUUUGAUUGAGUUUCAGAAUGUUACUAUGAGAUAUAAGCCUUCUUUACCAGCCGCACUGCGUGAUGUCACAUUUACUAUAGAGGGAGGAACACAGGUUGGAAUUAUUGGAAGAACAGGUGCUGGAAAAUCUAGUGUCCUGAAUGCCCUUUUCCGCCUCAUCCCAAUAUGUGGUGGGCGGAUUCUAGUUGAUGGACUUAACAUAAUCGAUGCUCCUUUGAGAGAUCUUCGUGCACAUUUUUCCAUUGUUCCUCAAAGUCCCUUCUUAUUUCAGGGAUCAUUAAGGGACAACCUAGAUCCACUGCAGAUGUUUAAUGACGUAAAAAUUUGGAAUAUUUUGGAGAAAUGCCAUGUCAAGGAGGAAGUUGAAGCUGCAGGUGGACUGGAUAUUCAUGUGAAGGAAUCUGGGAUAUCAUUUUCUGUUGGCCAAAGGCAGCUUCUUUGUCUUGCACGUGCUCUUCUCAAAUCAUCAAAGGUACUCUGUUUAGAUGAAUGCACAGCUAAUGUUGAUACUCAAACAGCUUCAAUCCUACAAAAUACAGUAUCUAGUGAAUGUAGAGGCAUGACAGUUAUCACAGUUGCUCACCGCAUUUCGACAGUUUUGAAUAUGGACAAGAUCCUCAUUCUUGAUCAUGGUAACCUGGUUGAAGGAGGAAAUCCUCAAACUCUUAUACAAGAUGAAUCCACCAUAUUUUCAAAAUUUGCUAGGGCUUCAAUGAUGUAAUGCUGAUGUGUUAUUAUUCUUUUGUGCUGUAAUGGAUCUUUUAUUGUAACUUGAUGAUCAUUAGUAACUCAAGUAUGCCCUUUUAGCAACUGAAUCCAGUCGAAAAAUACUGCUUACUGUAAAAUGCUAAUUUCACUAGUGCUUAUUUUAGAAAUCACUACUGCUUACUGUAGCUAGGGCUUCUAUUGUAACUUUGGCCUUUGACUGUUAAAGGUCCCAUAAAUUGAGUCACAGUUCAGAUGUCAAA